Molecule: messenger RNA, 702 nt
Organism: Vidua chalybeata
Lineage: Eukaryota; Metazoa; Chordata; Aves; Passeriformes; Viduidae
Gene: ADTRP
Product: androgen dependent TFPI regulating protein
Exons: 6
Coding region: 1-702 (233 amino acids)
Cellular component (GO): membrane; endomembrane system
Source: RefSeq, a predicted model, not a curated record
AUGGAAAUCUCUACUCUUGCCACGUACCACUGCCUUGCUUUUGUCUGGUACUUUUUUGUUGCCUAUUCCAUCACACAUGUGAAAACAGAGGAGCGGCCAUCUGAAGUGUUCCUUUACGGUGGGCAGUGGAAAUAUUUGACAGUCCUCAAUCUGGUUUUGCAGGCUGUCUUCUAUGGGGUGUCCUUCCUGGCUGAUGUGUUGAGACUAAUUAAGAAACUGCGAUGUGCUAAGUGUAUAAUUUCCAGCAGAGACCUUCUUUUCAGUGUCCUGGCUUUCCCAGUGUCCACAUUUGUGUGUAUAUCCUUUUGGACACUGUAUACCUACAACCGAGAGCUGGUUUACCCCAAAAGCCUUGAUGGAGUCAUCCCGCUCUGGUUAAAUCAUGCUAUGCACACGGCUGUAUUGCCAUUUGCUCUCCUGGAAAUCUUUGCCUUGCCGCAUCGUUACCCAGUGAAGAAGAAGGGAUUGAUCCUACUGGGAUUUGUCGCUUUCCUGUAUAUCAGUUGGGUCCUGUGGAUUUAUUCAGUAACAGGAGAGUGGGUAUAUCCUCUUUUUGCUUUGUUCAGCCCCCCUGGACUAGCAGCCUUUUUUGCCGGUAGCAUUGCCAUCAUCUUUGCCUUAUACAACUUCGGAGAGUUCCUCAACCGUAUGAUAUGGGGAGAUUCAAUAGUAAUACUGGACCACAAGUGGAAAGGCAAGUGA